AUGAAUAUAUGCCUGUGCCACUCCGCAAAGGCUCCGUCAGCUCAGCUGCAGCAGAGCAGUGCAGAGCACAGCAGAGAGGACGCCAUUGCAGCCAGGGCAAGCACAAAGACAGCUCGAAAACUUCGGCGAGAGAUAUAGUUCGGCUAGCUCAAGGUGUCCAUGGAAAGCAAGGCACCCCGUGGGUACUAGAGCUCGUGAGGGGGCGUCGAUCGAGGACUACAAAUAGCCGGCGGCCUCAAGCUCUUACAUCUCAUCGAGCAGAGGAAGAAGCACCUGUGCAAUCUUGAUCGGUCGUGUGACUGUCUAGCUAGGGAGUUAAUUUGGUUUUGCAGUGAUGGCGAAGGGUGCUGGCUACGGGCUUGGGUUCGCGUGCUUCGCUCUUGUGGCGGCCAUGGCCGGCGCGGCGCAGUUCAAGGUCGGCGGCGACAGCGGGUGGAGCGUGGCCGGCGCCAGCAAGGAGUCGUACAACACUUGGGCGAUGAAGAACAGGUUCCAGGUCGGAGACACACUAGUGUUCGUGUACCCCAAGGACAAGGACUCGGUGCUGGUGGUGCAGCCGGCGGACUACAACGCCUGCAACACGUCGUCGUACGACAAGAAGUUCGCCGACGGCAACACCGUCUUCGCCCUGGACCACGCCGGCGCCUUCUUCUUCGUCAGCGGCGUCGAGGCCAACUGCCGCGCCAACGAGAAGCUCAUCGUCAUGGUCCUCGCCGGCCGCAACGGCACAGGCACGGCCGCCGCUCCGCCGCCUUCGUCGCCCGCCGCUCCGGCACCGGCAACGUCGUCUCCGCCUCCGGCCGCUUCCAGCCCGCCGCCUGCGACGCCCCCCUCACCACUCCCCGCGGCGCCCGCUCCUAGCGCGCCUAGUCCCACCUCGGCUCCUCCUCCCGCCUCCGCUUCCGCCCCGCCACCGGCCUCUUCCCCUGCAUCUGCUCCUCCGACCUCGUCGCCGACUGCUCCGGCGUCCCCGCCGCUUCCCACUCCGUCGGCCCCGACUGGUGCCCCGCCGAUGGCGCCCUCAGCGAACGCUCCGGCAGGCGCGGACGGAGGAAGUACGAACUCAACGGGCACGUCAUCAUCCCCGCCCCCCGCCGGCUCCAACGAGCAGAACGGCGCCACGCUCACGGUUACCGGCGCCGCGGGUCUCGCCGGCUCGGCCGCGGCCUGCAUCGUCGGCUACGCCAUGCUCGCUCUGUGAAGCGUGACCGGAGAAGGGCGACUACUACAACUACAGUAACUACUGUACUGACUAAGACGAGUGAUCUGUGUGUGCAACUGUGCAUCGACUAUCGAUUGACCUCUUUGUAUUGUAUACGUAUUGGUUUUCCAUCGGAUGAAAUAAUAAAGAAACGACGAGAUUCUUGGGAAAA
Aegilops tauschii subsp. strangulata is the source of this 1373-nucleotide messenger RNA. RefSeq lists its product as uncharacterized. NCBI's taxonomy places the organism in Eukaryota, Viridiplantae, Streptophyta, Magnoliopsida, Poales, Poaceae. The record is from RefSeq and is a predicted model, not a curated record. Gene Ontology annotation, molecular function: electron transfer activity. Gene Ontology annotation, cellular component: plasma membrane.